UUUAUUUAGUUGCUAGCGUUUUCUCAACUUUGACGGACACGUUUUCUACUCAAGAUAUUGAAUCGAGAAAAAAGCUAAAAUAAUCAGUUGUUAAUUAAAAAAGAAAAACACUAUAUUAAGCAAAUAAUUUGUGUUCUCUUGGUGAAAAGUAUCUAAAUAUUAAAAUAACCUUUUAAAAUGUCUUCCUAUAUCUUGAGAAACGGUAGUACCGCAGCCAUACUAAAGAAGUAUUUACCACGUCAACUUAGCAACAACAGUUUAAAUAAUGCUACCGUUACUGGUCAAUUUCGUGCCUUUCACCUGACACCUUGCUUGGAAAAGGUAGUGUCAUUCAAACUCAGUGAUAUCGGUGAAGGUAUACGUGAAGUUACUGUUAAGGAAUGGUUCGUCAAAGUUGGAGACACUGUACAGCAAUUCGAUAAUUUGUGUGAGGUACAAUCGGACAAAGCUUCCGUCACCAUUACCAGUCGUUAUGAUGGUAAAAUUCUAAAAUUGCAUCACAAUGUCGAUGACAUUGCAUUGGUGGGUAAAACAUUGUUGGAUUUUGAAGUUGAAGAUGAAGAAGGCGAUUCUGAUAGUUCUGAUUCUGAAGAUGAAAAGGAGAAAACUCCCGAUAAAAAGACCGCAAGCGAUGUUGCUGCCAAUCCAAAGCAAGCUACUGAUGAGGAAGUUAAUCGCAGCAUUACUUUAGCUACACCAGCUGUUCGUCGUAUUGCCAAGGAAAACAAAGUGGAUUUGUCGAAAGUACCACCUACCGGUAAAAAUGGUCGUGUCUUAAAGGGUGAUGUUUUGGAAUAUUUGGGACAUGUACCACCAGGCACUAAUAUUCCUCAUCCUACUAUUGCUGCUAAGGCUGGUGCAGCUGCUGCUGCCUCUGCCGCUGGUAAGGCCAGUGCUCCAGUUCCAGCUGAUCGUGUAGAACCUUUGAAGGGCGUACGUAAGGCCAUGUUGAAAUCUAUGUCUGAAUCUUUGAAAAUUCCCCACUUUGCUUAUAGUGAUGAAGUGGAUAUGACCAAUUUAAUGGGCUUCCGUGAUCAAUUAAAGGAGGUAGCCCAAGAGAAUGGUGUACCCAAAUUAACUUUCAUGCCUUUCUGCAUUAAGGCCGCUUCCAUUGCUCUCUCGAAAUAUCCCAUUUUGAAUAGUUCAUUGAAUUUGGAAACCGAAUCUAUUAUCUACAAGGGAGCUCACAAUAUAAGUGUUGCUAUUGAUACUCCUCAAGGUUUAGUGGUGCCCAAUGUAAAGAAUGUUCAAAACAAAAAUAUUAUUGAAAUUGCUCAAGAUCUCAAUGCUUUAAUCGAAAGAGGACGCAAGGGCGCUUUGACUCCACAAGAUUUUGCUGAUGGUACUUUCUCUCUCUCCAACAUUGGUGUUAUCGGCGGCACCUAUACCCAUCCUUGUAUAAUGGCUCCUCAGGUGUCCAUUGGUGCCAUGGGUCGUACUAAGGCUGUUCCCCGUUUCAAUGAAAAGGAUGAAGUAGUUAAGGCCUACGUUAUGAAUGUCAGCUGGUGUGCUGAUCAUCGUGUCAUUGAUGGUGUCACCAUGGCCAGUUUCUCGAAUGUCUGGAAGAAAUACUUAGAAAAUCCCGCUUUAUUCUUAUUAAACUGAAUUGUUUAAUCACUUGAUAACCGCCUGUUUCUCCCACCCAAUACUUAGAUAUCAUAUUAGAAGUCAUUGUGUGCGAGUGUGUGUGUACAUACGACGUAAAAGGCUGUAAUAUUGCAUUUAUUUUAGUUUUUGAAACAUGUUUAGUUAGAUGUAAUAUUUUACAUUUCUUUAACUUUCUAUUAGCGAGUCUUACUGUAACUGUUUAAUGUGCAUUUAUUAUGAAUAUAUAAAUAUGUAUUUAACGUUUAAUUUUAAGUCGGUUACAGUUAAAUCGUUGCAUUUAAGUAAAUACCAUUAAUAAAUAUUUGUUUUAGUAAAUAUUAUAAAGGAA
Lucilia cuprina (Australian sheep blowfly) is the source of this 1936-nucleotide messenger RNA. RefSeq names its product lipoamide acyltransferase component of branched-chain alpha-keto acid dehydrogenase complex, mitochondrial (gene Dbct). The record is from RefSeq and is a predicted model, not a curated record. Gene Ontology annotation, molecular function: acetyltransferase activity; lipoic acid binding. The transcript has 5 exons. Gene Ontology annotation, cellular component: mitochondrion; cytoplasm. Lineage: Eukaryota; Metazoa; Arthropoda; Insecta; Diptera; Calliphoridae. Bases 178 to 1605 code for a protein of 475 amino acids.